AUGUUAUUGGUCUAUUGGAAAAAUGAAUAAUAAACGAAUAAACUUGAAGAUGUAUUCAAUUAAAUUUCAUAUCAUAGGCUCUACCUGUGCUAAAGUUCAUUAAAAGUUCAGUUAAUGAUAAUAAAUGA
Molecule: messenger RNA, 128 nt
Organism: Paramecium pentaurelia
Lineage: Eukaryota; Ciliophora; Oligohymenophorea; Peniculida; Parameciidae
Source: the annotation of a GenBank genome assembly